AUGGUUCCCAGUUACAAUUCAGCUAAGGAGGAGGUGAAGCAAAGGAAUGAUGAAUCAUAUGUGACAGUGACUUCUUCUCAAAUAUGGCGAAAAAGUGGAAGUUGUCCAGAAGGAACGAUACCGAUUAGAAGAAUAGGAAAGAGAGAGUUGCUCAAGGCUCAUUCAAUUGAUGAAUAUGGAAGGAAGAAACCAAGCUUCUCAAACAGACAAGUGCUGAAUCAGAACAUUGAUUCCUUUGUACAGCUAAGAAACCACUCUUUUGAUAUCUAUGUGAACCAGAAGGCGAUAUUGUUCGCAGAUGGAUACCGCUACUUGGGAGGUAAAGGAGACAUUAAAGUUUGCAGUCCUAAUGUUGAAAAGGAUGAUGAAUACAGCACUUCACAGGUUUCUCUCUUAAAUGGAGCUUACAAUGACUUUGAGUGUGUUGAAUCUGGAUGGGCGGUCAAUCCUAGUGUAUAUGGAGAUAGGAAGACACGGUUAUUCGUAUAUUGGACUGCUGAUGGUUCAAAGAAAACAGGUUGCUUUGAUCUGACUUGUCCUGGUUUUAUUCAGACAAACAACGAAAUUGCCUUGGGUGCUGCAAUUUAUCCAAUAUCAAUUCCUGGCGGUCUUCCAUAUAAAAUAACUAUUUACAUCUAUAAGGACCCAAUUACUAACAAUUGGUGGGUGCAAUAUGGUGAGAAGACCAACAUAGGUUAUUGGCCACCUGAACUAUUCAGAGCAAUAUGCUACAAUGCUGAAUCAGUUGAAUGGGGUGGUGAAGUUUACAGCACAACCGUUGGAAAUACUCCUCAUACCAAAACACAAAUGGGUAAUGGACAAUUUUCUUCUGGUGAUUCAUCUUCCAUAUUGAGGAUGAGAAUUCAUGACAAUUCUGAGGCCUUGAAGAUUCCGGAAUGGGUUGAUUAUUACUCAGAUGAAUAUAACUGCUAUGAUGUUCGAUAUAAUGCAGAUUAUGUUGAAGAUCCCGAGUUCUAUUAUGGAGGACCCGGUAGAAACCCUAUGUGCCCUUAAUCACAUUUAGAAAAUUAUGAACUACAUUCAGCAAAAAGACUAUACUGCUACCACUAUUUAUUUGCAUUCUUUAGGUUUGCGCAAAUCAAUUUAACUUGUCAAGGUAAAAGACACGUAGAGAAAAUUUUCGAUAGUCAAUUUAAUGGUGAAAGCCACAGAAAAUUUUCGAUAUUCAAAUACAUUAAUAUUACAUUUGACCAAUUUUGAUUAUUCCAUAGAAUUAUAACAUCUACAUACUUACAGACCAAUGUGCUGUAAUUAUAACAGCACCAAAA
Messenger RNA from Cicer arietinum (chickpea), 1289 nucleotides. The record is from RefSeq and is a predicted model, not a curated record. NCBI's taxonomy places the organism in Eukaryota, Viridiplantae, Streptophyta, Magnoliopsida, Fabales, Fabaceae.